AUAACUUCAGACAUCACGUACAGGGAUGAUCGCAGGCGGUGGUGUGGUCUCCACCUGCCAAUCCGCUGCUCGCAUUUUCCUCCAUCCUCGCCGCUUUCUCUCGCGGCAUCCCGCCGCUGCCUGCUCGUGCAUUUCCGCCGUAGUAGGAGCAGCGAGGCCUUCUGACAGAAUGCUGCCCCUUACGUCUGCCGUAACCCAUUCCUGCACCCGCUUGCAGCGUUUUAGCGGAGUGCUUGUAUCGCGGAGACUCAAUGUGAUGGACGCUCGAUCGUUAACAGGCUCGUCUGUUACACCGCUUGCAUUGUUACCACUUCAGCGAAACCGCUGGUCGCUUGUGACGACACCCGCAACCCGCAUCGCAGCGCCCAGCCGCCUCUGGAGUCAGCAGAAAUCGCGGGUGCUAUGCUGUGCGAGCACUGCUGCCGAUCAGGGUGAUGGUGCAUCUGAGCCGUCCGUUGCGGUUGCCGUGGCUCGAGCGGAACCUCCUCAGGAGCAGAAGCAGCCACAGGCGCAGCAGCAGGCGAACCCGGAGGCGAAGCAGAAGCAGCAGCAGAAGCAAAAGAAGCAGAAGCAACCACAGCAGCAGCAGGGGAAAGGGAAGGGAGGAGGCAAGGGUCCGAAAGGGGAUGGCGAGAAUUUCUCGUCUAAGGAGGCCGUCCGUGGACUGCGCGUAGCUAAGGUGGAGUCUCUGCGCGCGGAGGGGCGCAACCCCUUCGCCUACACCUUCCCCCGCACGCACAGGGCGGAGCAGCUACAGGAGCGCUACCGAGAGCUGGGGAGCGGGGAGCAUGCGGAGGGGGGGGAGGUGGUGGCGGUGGCGGGGCGCGUGGUGGCGCGGAGAGUGAUGGGCAAGCUGGCGUUCCUCACGCUGAGAGACGAGGAGACGAGCAUUCAGCUGUACUGUGAGAAGGCGACUAUGGAGGGCGCGGAGGAGGGGUCGUUCGCGUUCCUCAAGAGCACCCUGGACGUGGGGGACAUUGUGGGCGCCACAGGCACCAUCAAGCGAACCGAACGAGGGGAGUUGAGCGUGGUGGUGCAGGGCGUGCAGCUGCUCACCAAGUCGCUGCUGCCCUUGCCAGACAAGUGGCACGGGCUGGCGGAUGUGGAGAUCCGAUACAGGCAGAGGUAUCUGGACAUGAUCGUAAACCCCUCGGUUGCAUCCGUCUUUAGGGCAAGAGCCAAGGUGAUCAAGGCCAUCCGCCAGCACAUGGAGGACAAUGGCUUCGUCGAGAUUGAGACCCCCGUGCUGCAGGGCGAGGCGGGGGGAGCGGAGGCGAGGCCGUUCGUGACACACCACAACGCGCUGCAGCAGGACAUGUUCCUGCGCAUCGCCACAGAGCUGCACCUCAAGCGCAUGCUGGUGGGUGGGUUUGACAGGGUGUACGAGAUAGGUCGCAUUUUCCGCAACGAGGGCAUCUCAACGCGCCACAAUCCGGAGUUCACCUCCAUUGAGCUGUACCAGAGCUAUGCGGACUAUCACGACAUGAUGUCUCUCUGCGAGGCCAUGGUAGAGGGUGCGGUAACCGCGCUGCAUGGCGCCACCACCGUGCCCUACCAGGGCACGCCCAUCCACUGGUGCCGGCCCUGGCGCCGCGCCCCCAUGGACUCCCUUGUUCUCCAAGCCACUGGGCUGGAUUUCCUCUCCCCUCCGCUGGCGCACGACUUAGCUGGUGCCAAGGAGGCUGCGAUUAAGGCUGUGCGGGAGGCGGGGCUGAAGGGGGAUGGUGGGGCGAAUGAGGCCGAUGCUGCUGCUGCUGCUGCUGCUGCUGCUGCAGAUGGUGGUGCUGCUGCGGAUGGUGCGGCUACUGUUGGGGGCGAUGCAGGGAACCAGGCGGAGGAGACGGCAGGCGGGGCGGCGGCAAGGGGCAGGAUCAACCGCAAGGCGGUAGCGGGAGCGGUGCGGAAGAUAGAGGGCGCGGGGAGUGUGGGCGCGGUGCUGAACUGCGUGUUUGAGGCGGUAGUGGAAAGCACUCUGGUGCAGCCCACGUUCGUGACCGACCACCCCGUGGAGGUCUCGCCCCUCGCCAAGCCGCACAGGAGCCGGCCUGGUCUGACGGAGCGCUUUGAGCUCUUUGUGUACGGGCGAGAGCUGGCCAACGCAUUCUCUGAGCUCACCGACCCUCUCGAUCAGAGGGCUCGCCUGGAGGAGCAAGUGAGGAAGCACGCAGGCAAGCUGGCCAGCGCUGAAUCUGCUGCUGCUGCUGCUGCUGGAGGGGACAAGCAGGGGCAAGGGGCGAAGGGAAAGGGGGGAGAAGAGGAGGAGGAGGAGGAUGAGGAGGCGUAUGAGGUGCGGCUAGACGAGGACUUCCUCACAGCGCUGGAGUAUGGCAUGCCACCCACUGCAGGCAUGGGCAUUGGCAUUGAUCGUCUAGUAAUGUUUCUGACCGACAGCCCCAGCAUUCGAGAUGUAAUUGCAUUCCCGGUCCUUCGAGCACUCCCCGCUUCGCCUUCUGAUUCCGAUGCUACCUCUUCGUAACAUGGUGCCGGCUUAUCUGUGGCAUGCACUUGUCAUGACCAAUUAACCGCGAAUUAGUCAUGUUUUCGCAUGUAACCGAGUUGUAGGGAAGUCGAAAUGCCAUAAACUACCUUGGAAUUUCAAGUCAGCAUAAAACAAUGUCUAUUGUUCAUACUUCGUUAGGCCAUCCAUAAACUUCACCUUGGAUA
Messenger RNA from Closterium sp. NIES-67, 2664 nucleotides. Lineage: Eukaryota; Viridiplantae; Streptophyta; Zygnematophyceae; Desmidiales; Closteriaceae. The record is from the annotation of a GenBank genome assembly.